AGGCCUACCUCCUUCAUUACCAUGCAAUCUCCCCUCUCUCUCUAAAAAAAAAAAAUCUUUUUUCUCUCUCUAAAUCUAUUUAGUUCUUUAUUAACCUGUAUUUAUUUUCUAAUUAUAUUGACUAAAAAUAUAAACAAGAUUAGUUUUUGUUUUUUUGGGCUUGGCUCGGGCGAGUUAUGACUCGGCGAUGCUCGCAUUGCAGCAACAACGGCCACAACUCGCGCACGUGUCCCAAACGCGGUGGUGGCGGAAACGGCGGAGUGAAGCUAUUUGGCGUUCGUCUGACGGACGGGUCAAUAAUCAAGAAGAGUGCGAGUAUGGGAAAUCUGUCGUCGGCGCACUACCAUAGCUCGUCAUCAGCCGCUGCUUCCCCUAAUCAGGGCUCUCCUUUAUCGGAUCACGUCCGUGACCCCAGCCACGUGCUCGAGGGCUACCUCUCUGAUGACCCUGCCGCGCAUGGCUUAACUAACCAUCGCGGAGAGAGAAAGAAAGGUGUCCCAUGGACUGAGGAGGAACAUCGACUCUUUCUAAUUGGCCUCCAGAAAUUAGGGAAAGGGGAUUGGCGGGGGAUAGCCCGCAACUUUGUUAUGUCAAGGACACCUACACAGGUGGCAAGUCAUGCCCAGAAGUAUUUUAUCCGUCACAGUAAUGUUACCCGAAGAAAGAGACGUUCAAGCCUUUUCGACAUGGUUCCAGAUGAUAUGGAUACAGAUGCACCACCAGUGCCUGAAGACCAAGUUUUGCUGCCGUCUUCACAUGUUGAAGAAGCAGAUAAUUCAAAUACAAUACCUUCUUUAAAUCUCUCUCUCAACUCUGAAUUUGAGCAUGGAGAAGAUGCAGCACGAGAAACAUUUAAAGAAACUGAAGAAACAAUGAUGGGAUCAAGUGGAUUCAAACCAAUGGUCCAUGGUUUCUUCCCACCUUAUGUACCUGUUCCUUUCCCAUUUUGGCCACCAAAUCCAGCCCCUCCUGGGGAAGAGAAGGGCAUAGAGGCAUCUCAACAUCAGGUACUGAAGCCAGUUCCAUUGCUUCCCAAGGAACCUGUCAAUGUAGAUGAACUAGUUGGUAUGUCUCAGCUUAGUAUAGGAGAGACUGAAAGUGGCCUUAGAGAGCCUUCGCCACUGUCCUUAAAACUGCUAGGAGAACCAUCGCGACAAUCAGCAUUUCAUGCAAACGCGCCAGUUGGUGGCAGAGAUUUGAGCAAGGGCAAGACUGGUGCCAUUCAAGCAGUCUGAACUGCAGGGAAGGAGUGAUAGUCCGAGCAGAUGAGCUAGAAAGGAUCACUAGUAGCGAAGGUGGAAUUUUUAACUAGGGCUGUUUAAGGGUGGAGGGAGUUCUUUCCAUGUCAAGAGCAAUAGGUUUUUCUCGCUUCUACACCACCCAAUUCUGUCUUGAUUUCCACUGCAUGAGCAAGUGAAUUGCUAUACAACUUUAAUUCAUGUUAGUAAUUUGUUUUUCAGCCAAAACAAAGAUUGUUCAUUUUGUGUUUUGAAUUCAUUCAAAUAUUAUAGCUACUCAGGCUUUGUUUUCAUUCAAAGAACAAAACCUGGAGGCACAUAGUUGAACCGAUCUGCAAGUAUGCCAGGAGCAGUAUAGCAAAUCCUACGUUGCUAUUACUCUUCAUUUUUCCUGUACAAUCUGUGUCAAGUUUGUAUCCAACACCUCAAGUGGGCAUGUACGUGAGGCAUGAUACUCCAAAUAUAAGGAAAAUCUUACGGAAAUUUGAACAUACCUGUCUCAUUCACACCAAGUCCAGGCACCAUGGAGCAAUUCAUUAGAUUUUAAAACAUUGUAUAUGUUUAUCUUACCAUAGACACUACUUUCUUGGGUUUCAUUUCAGAUUUAGAAUACACUAUGUUGGUGAUUUUUAGGACUUCUAUCUAUUGGUUGACUCUUAUCCUGUAAAAAUGAUGCCCAUUCUAGAGUCA
Molecule: messenger RNA, 1928 nt
Organism: Durio zibethinus
Lineage: Eukaryota; Viridiplantae; Streptophyta; Magnoliopsida; Malvales; Malvaceae
Product: transcription factor MYBS3-like
Biological process (GO): response to gibberellin; response to ethylene
Molecular function (GO): DNA binding; zinc ion binding
Source: RefSeq, a predicted model, not a curated record